Coniophora puteana RWD-64-598 SS2 is the source of this 231-nucleotide messenger RNA. RefSeq names its product 40S ribosomal protein S28. The annotation marks the transcript as partial. Gene Ontology annotation, molecular function: structural constituent of ribosome. The record is from RefSeq and is a predicted model, not a curated record. Lineage: Eukaryota; Fungi; Basidiomycota; Agaricomycetes; Boletales; Coniophoraceae. Gene Ontology annotation, biological process: translation; maturation of SSU-rRNA; ribosomal small subunit assembly. Gene Ontology annotation, cellular component: ribosome; cytosolic small ribosomal subunit. The transcript is spliced from 2 exons.
GAUUCAUCAAAAGCACCAGUUAAACUCGCUAAAGUCGUCAAGGUCCUCGGACGUACCGGUUCUCGUGGAGGCGUCACUCAAGUGCGCGUCGAAUUCAUGGAUGAUCCCUCGCGGACAAUCAUCCGCAACGUCAAGGGUCCUGUGCGGGAGCAAGAUAUCCUGGCACUCCUUGAGAGUGAGCGUGAAGCACGGUGUGUCCAAAGAAUCCAUUUCCUGUUGUCUUUUGGCUGA